CCUCGGACUGCGACUGCCCAAGAAAGGGCAACGCUCGCUCCGAUACAGGCAGCGAAAUGCCACAAAGCGCCCGCGAAGAAAGCUGACAUGACGGCCAACUGUUCCCAGCUAGAGUUUUCAGCGCCAUGACAACCACAGCUGCCCAACCUCCACCGGACCAAGCUCCACCGGCUCGUGACCCGACUCCUCGGCCGAAGGCAUCCCGCACCUCGAGUCUCGUAUCCGAGUCCGCCCCAGCAACCAAGUCGCGGCCCAGCCAGCAGCCUCACGCACCAAACGAAGGUGCUGCAAAGUCACAGCAACCAGGACUGCCUCGCCGUGGCGGCCGCCCUGCAUCCGCCGAUCCGCUCUCGGACAAGGCGACAGCAUUCCUGGUCCGCCGCAUCCUCUGUCCCCAGCAAGCCGAUAAGGGCAAGGGCUCGCCAGAUUCAAUCGAGGGCCUGUUGCCGCCCCUAACGAGUCGCAAUGAUGUGGACCUGCAGCUAUACGCCCUCAUCGCCAUCAUCCUGCGGGAGUUCGUCCAGAGCUGGUACGCCAAGAUCACCGCCGACGAGACCUUCGUCGCCGAGAUAGUCCACAUCAUUGCCCAUAUAACGCGCGCUCUCGAGCAGCGAGUGAGAACGAUCGACCUGGAGAGCCUGCUCUUCGACGAACUGCCCGACCUUCUCGACAAGCAUGUCACUGCCUACCGAAUAGCCCACGAUCCUAUGGCGCAAGCGCCUGUCGCGACAGACCCACGCGAGGUCUAUCACUCGCUGUGCCCGCUACCAGCCCUCUCCCCGGUUCCCCGGCCAGAGGACUCCAAAAGCGUCACCGCGCAGGCGGAGAACGAAGCAGCCUACCGCCAGCUGCUAGUCGAUGGCUUCCUGGCCGUUCUACUCCCUACUGAAGACCUUCAGAACGAUUGUCUGACAGCCCUGGUUGGCCAGAUACUAUCGGAGCUAAUCCUCGGCAAUGCAGUAGCCGACAGACUUUCCCAGCCAUGGUUCAUAUGGGAACUCCUCAUCAUCGCGGCCAGGGUGGCCGGGGCCGGGAAGGGAGCCGAGCAACAGGAGCGCUCACGGCGACGGAGCAACACAUCUUCGGACGUCAGAACGCGCUUACGCCAAUCGGUCCAUGCCCUGUUCUAUACCUGUCUGCAGUGGUGCUUUUUCGCCGUCUCAUUCAUCAGGACGGUGUUCACGAUCUUGAUGACUUCCGGCUCGUUGCCCUCGCGGGUCUCUCACGGUGAGAGCGCCAAGGGAGCAGCCCAACGCGGAACCACCCAUGAGGCUGCUGACCCUGCUAGCCCCGCGAAUCUGCACCCGCCCAGCACGCCUGUGCUGGCCUUUCGAUGCUGGUCAGCUCUAUCAAAUCUUGCCGAGCUGGACAUCCGAAUGCCGUGGCUACGCGGCGCAAUCUCAUUGUUGCAGUGGAUCGCCGUCAUGAGGCCAGGGCGAGUCGCCGGCUUCGACAGCGCACUUGACAGGUAAGAGAGAGUUCUGAUUCUUUCCAUUCUAAACACAUUCCUCUGGCGACGUGGCUUUGUCACGCCGCAUGCGCUUCCGGUCACUGGAUCUGAUUACAUCAGUCCACACUGCGAAUCAAAAUCAGUUUCCGGCAGUCGGAGAAGUUGCAAGU
Thermothelomyces thermophilus ATCC 42464 is the source of this 1620-nucleotide messenger RNA. RefSeq lists its product as uncharacterized. The record is from RefSeq and is a predicted model, not a curated record. Bases 126 to 1472 code for a protein of 448 amino acids. The transcript has 2 exons. Gene Ontology annotation, cellular component: early endosome; late endosome; extrinsic component of endosome membrane. Lineage: Eukaryota; Fungi; Ascomycota; Sordariomycetes; Sordariales; Chaetomiaceae. Gene Ontology annotation, molecular function: phosphatidylinositol binding. Gene Ontology annotation, biological process: early endosome to late endosome transport; endosome to lysosome transport; protein targeting to lysosome.